UGGCCGGCCUCGCGCGUGCGCGGUGCGGCGGCGGCGGCGGCUCGCGGGCGGCUUGAGCGGCCGAGGCGAUGGGGCUGAGUCGUGUGCGCGCGGUCUUCUUUGACCUGGACAACACGCUCAUCGACACGGCAGGGGCGAGCCGGAGAGGCAUGUUGGAGGUAAUAAAGCUCUUACAAUCAAAAUACCACUACAAUGAAGAGGCAGAAAUCAUCUGUGAUAAAGUUCAGGUUAAACUCAGCAAGGAAUGCUUUCAUCCUUACAGUACAUGCAUUACAGAUGUGAGGACUUCACACUGGGAAGAAGCAAUCCAGGAAACCAAAGGUGGUGCUGACAAUAGGAAACUGGCAGAAGAAUGUUACUUCCUGUGGAAGUCUACACGUUUACAGCAUAUGAUCCUGGCAGAAGAUGUCAAAGCCAUGCUCACUGAACUUCGCAAAGAGGUCCGCCUACUCUUGUUAACAAAUGGUGACAGACAGACACAGAGGGAGAAGAUAGAGGCUUGUGCCUGCCAGUCUUACUUUGACGCUAUUGUUGUCGGAGGAGAGCAGAAAGAGGAGAAACCAGCACCUUCCAUAUUUUAUCACUGCUGUGAUCUCCUUGGAGUGCAGCCAGGAGACUGCGUGAUGGUUGGUGACACACUAGAAACCGAUAUACAAGGAGGCCUCAAUGCAGGACUGAAAGCCACAGUCUGGAUAAACAAGAGUGGAAGGGUGCCGCUGACGUCAUCCCCCAUGCCUCACUAUAUGGUUUCCUCUGUGCUGGAAUUACCUGCUCUCCUACAAAGCAUAGACUGCAAAGUCAGCAUGUCUGUGUAGUGCACAGAGGAACACAGCAACCAAGUGCAGAGCCAGUUGACGGGGCAGAACUAAUGAACACCGAGGCAUUCUGUGUUUGUUUUCAGUUCCAAGAAUAAUGUGAGUGAGGGAUUCACGGCCAUGCUGUGAAGAUCCUCCCAGCCCUGCCGCUGUUGAUAACCAUAGCCUUGUACUCAGAAAACUUGAAGGAAGGCAGGAUAGCUUACAUGUGGAUAUGAAGGUACUGGUUUACAGCAUAGAAAUAGAUAUUUUUUUAAGAAAUAGAUAUUCUAAAAUAGAAAUUCAAGCAACUAAAUCAGGUCGGCAUAAGUACUAAAUCAUACAAAUCAAAACAUUUCAUAGUAAAAUUUUGCAUAUUUUAGACAAUUUUUUUGUUAAAACAUUUUGCCUACUUUCAAUGUGUAUGUUCUUAUCUAUUUGAUUUUUCUGCAUGAAUUUUGAAGGGCUUAAUUUUCUGUGGUGUGAACAUGACAGAUUGUUAUCAUUUGGAGAAAAAAUAAUAAAAAUCAACCCAUGGUG
Peromyscus maniculatus bairdii (prairie deer mouse) is the source of this 1334-nucleotide messenger RNA. It is a transcript of the gene Nanp, whose product is annotated as N-acetylneuraminic acid phosphatase. The record is from RefSeq and is a predicted model, not a curated record. Gene Ontology annotation, molecular function: N-acylneuraminate-9-phosphatase activity. Gene Ontology annotation, biological process: dephosphorylation; N-acetylneuraminate biosynthetic process. Lineage: Eukaryota; Metazoa; Chordata; Mammalia; Rodentia; Cricetidae.